CGCCUAGAGGGGGGAGGGAGGGAGCGUUGCCGGGGUGGGUGUGGGUGGCUCUGUGGCGGAGAUGGACCAGCGGCUGGCCGAGCUGGUGGAGGAGCUCACCACGGCCGGGGAGCCGCAGCUGGAGCCCGGCAGGAUGAAGGAGCUGAAGAAAAUCUGCAGGUCAUCGGAGGAGCACCUGAGCCACGCGUACCACCUGCUGCUGACCAGGCUCCACGAGGAGCACGCCGAGAUGCGCUUCUCCGCUUUCCAGAUCGCUCAGGAGCUCUUCUCCCGCUCGCACCUCUUCCGCACGCUGCUCGUUUCCAACUUCCAGGAGUUCCUGGAGCUCACGGUGGGGACGGACCACGAGCAGCCGCUUCCCCCGCCCCGGGAGGUGGCCCAGAAGCUGAGGAAAGCGGCCAUCGCGGCAGUGCAGGGCUGGCACGAGAAGUACGGCGAGGCCUACAAGAAGCUGUCGCUGGGAUACCACUAUUUGAAGCAGAACAAGAAGGUGGAUUUUCAGGACGUGCAUGCAAGAACAGUGGCUGAAAGGAAGAGGGAAGAAGAGAAGCAAAAACGAUUGGAUAAUGUUUACAAGGAAAAAGCCAAAAGAGCUGAAAAAGAAAUGGCAGAGAUGUCCCAAGAGGUUGCUGGAACACUGACGGAGAUGGAGAACUGUUUCCGGCUUCUGUUGCCAGAUCCUUUUGACUUCACUGUGAACAGCACAGGACUGGAACCCAACGAACAAACGAGUGCUGAUGAAGAUAGAUCUGCAUCUUCCUUGCCCACGUAUGUGGGAUGUGUGGAUGAUGAACAGCCGUGCUGCAGCAAGGACAUUCUUCCUAUUUCUCAGUGUGUUAGAACGGAUCAAAACGAAGAGUUAGCUGACAAACAGAAGAAGCCUGAGCAAGAUCUGUUAGAUGGAGACACGUGCUCUGAAGUUGAAUCUGGUGUUCCUGUUCUUGGAGAUGAUGAUUAUGAGACUUUUGUCAGGAAUCAUGGACUUAUUUCUCAUAAGUAUGCUCUAGACCUUGAGCUCUCCACAGAUAUCAAAGUGCACGAGAACGAAGACAAUACUGCUGUAAUAAACAGUGUUGCAGAUGCUCACAAACUCGUCAGAAAUAAAUUCUUGCCUUCUGUGCAGUCCUGGAUUCAGCUAUUUACCCGAGCAGGAAUAAAUGACGAUCGGUUGAGAUGCGCCAUUGAUCUCAAGAAUAGACUGGAGGCUGCUCUGAGGAAAUACAAAGAAAUGAACAUUUCUUUUAAAGAGAGAAAAAGAAAAGUGAUGAAAGCUUCAGAUGAUGGUGAUGAUGACGAUGAUGAUGAAGAUGACUUUGUGGAGGUCCCUGAGAAGGAAGGUUAUGAGCCCCACAUUCCAGACCACCUGCGUAAGGAAUAUGGCCUUGAGCCCCAGUCACCACCAAAAGCACCAGCAAGGAAGGCCCCUGCAGGACCAACUCCGCUCAGCUCCUGUGCCCGGCUGAACAGGAAUGAAGAUGAACUCGAUCCAACCUGUGCAGCUGCAACACUGAAGCUUAUCAGAGACAAACUACCAAAGUUAACACCUCCACAGGCCAGUGAGUCUGCAACUACUGAGCCAGCAGCUUUGGAAGAGCCUGACAGUAAGAGAAGAAAACUAGAAGAGGAAAGAGCUAAAGCUCCCCUCAUGCCUUUUGGGUUAGAUCUUCACUACUGGGGACAGGAUCAGCCAAGUGCUGGGAAGAUUCUCAAAUUUACUUCCGAGCAUCGAUUUUGGGCACCCAGUGAAGUAGAGGAAGAGGUAGAAAAUAAAGAAAUAACCGAAAUGUUAAAAACCAGAUAUAUAACAUUUGCUGGCAAGUUUGAACCAGUGAAGCAUAGAUGUCGAGCACCAAUGCCUGAUGGAAGUCUGUGCGAAAGACAAGAUCGGAUUAAGUGCCCUUUCCAUGGAAAGAUAAUUCCUCGGGAUGAGUGUGGGGUUCCUAUUAAUGCAGAGGACAGAGCCAGAGAAGAAAAGAUGCGCUUUGAGAAGCAAGCAACGCAGCCAGAGUGGCGAGAUCCAGAAUUCAUGAGAGAAGUCGAAGCAGCCACGGGAGUGGAUCUUGGUUCUUCUAAAACGAAUGGGAAAGGAGGAAAAAAGAAAGGGAAGAAGAAAUACCCAAAUCUGACAGACCUGAAGCAGCAGGCUAACACUGCCCGUUCCCGGCUUGAGAAGAUAGUCUUCAAUAAAGGUGCUGUGAAACGAGUGGUGAAAGCAAUGAAUCAGAUGGACCAAAGAAAGCAUGAGAAGUUUGCCAACCAGUUUAACUAUGCUCUGAAUUAAGUUGUAACAAAACGCAAAGAUCAACAGGAGUGCAACUGUACAAAGCUUUUAGCACAGGCCUCUGUGUUUGAAAUACUGUGCUGUGUGCAUCUUUACUGGGAUUACUUUUUAAAGUGUUUUUAACUUCUAAUUUAUUUUACAAUUAACAUGAAUUUUGGCAAAGAUGUGGUAGUGCAUAAUGGACUUAAUACAUUUAAUGAUAAGUAUUGGAGAUUUACCUGAAAUGUAACUUAUUUUGUGACUUGUGCAUACUCUGAAUAAAAUGUUCAGGGCCUUUUUGCCUUCCUACGGGACCAAUAUGAUUUACACAUUGUUUGCUAGAUCAGUUGUGAUUUGCCUUGACUUUCAUACCUUCAGAAAGAUGCCUUAGAAACAAUUUGAUUUUCACUCGAGGUGGUAACACACAGGCUAUUUGCUUAGCCUUAUAUUCUAGAAAGACUGCUACGUUAAGUAGCCCACUGGCUCCUCCAAAGGCUUCUUGCACAUGAACUGGAAAAAGCCACCCCAAUCAUGAUCAGAAGACAUCGGUUUGAUUUCAGCAGGUUUAAGAGCCAAUUCAAACUCAGUAGCUGGGGCAUCAGCGUAGAAGCUGAAAUUAAGUUGGUCUUGAUCUCCUUGUCUUCCAAAGAUGGUCUCCCAGUCUGUUUCAGAAAUGAG
Messenger RNA from Gallus gallus (chicken), 2938 nucleotides. It is a transcript of the gene UVSSA, whose product is annotated as UV stimulated scaffold protein A. Gene Ontology annotation, molecular function: RNA polymerase II complex binding. Gene Ontology annotation, biological process: response to UV; transcription-coupled nucleotide-excision repair. The record is from RefSeq and is marked validated. Gene Ontology annotation, cellular component: chromosome. Lineage: Eukaryota; Metazoa; Chordata; Aves; Galliformes; Phasianidae.